Messenger RNA from Lepisosteus oculatus (spotted gar), 1359 nucleotides. Its product is annotated as urocortin-3-like. Gene Ontology annotation, biological process: hormone-mediated signaling pathway; cellular response to nutrient levels; adenylate cyclase-activating G protein-coupled receptor signaling pathway. The record is from RefSeq and is a predicted model, not a curated record. Gene Ontology annotation, cellular component: extracellular region. Gene Ontology annotation, molecular function: hormone activity; corticotropin-releasing hormone receptor 2 binding. NCBI's taxonomy places the organism in Eukaryota, Metazoa, Chordata, Actinopteri, Semionotiformes, Lepisosteidae.
GGGAAAUCUGGUCCCACAGAAUAGCGCAGUAGUACAGGGAGGGAGCCCAGGAUGUCCACAACCGUCUCUUUUGCCUUACAGUAUCGGAGUGUUAUAUCCAGCUCCACGCACACUUGUGAACAGUGUACUUAUCAACGAUUCCCAGACUGGGAGUCAGCAUUCACCCAGAGUGACCCGGAGCAGGCUACUGGUUUGCAGUGAGCCUGUAGCAGGGCUGGACUGCCCUGUGCGGGGGAUCUGUCUGGCCCAGCAGCACCUGGCAGAGGUAUGGAAUCGGAGAACAGGAUGGACUGCAUACGGGACAGACAGCAGCAGACUGUGCUGGAGCCGAGAGCCACGGGCAGCACACAGCUGGACACAUCUGGACAGACAGACACACACCAACACAGAGGAAGGAGAGGAAGACAGAGCCUCAAAGCCUGCCACUGAGCUGGACUCCUGCCGCAUUCCCGAAGAAAAAGUAAAGGACUCCAUCGGCUGACGAAGACCUGCCCGGAAGAGCUGCACCAAUGGUCACGCCUUCAGCGAGGGGGGCUGUGCUCCUGCUGCUCCUGAUGCUGUGGGGUGCCCUGGGCCAAGCCAUGAAGCUGCGGGAGCAGCCUCUCCCCGCAGCCAGGAGACAGGCGUAUGAGGUUGGAGACCUGCUGGCCAUCAGCGUCCUGGACCGAGGCAGAGCGCUGAGCUCCCUGCUGGACGCAGUGCCGGUCCCUGUCAGCGCCCGGGUGAGCCCUCGGAAACGGACUCAGCACCGAGCAUCGGUCGCGGCCCCCAAGAGGAACCCACAGGGGACAUGGUUCUCCCUCUCCCUGGACGUCCCCACCAGUAUCCUGAGCAUCCUCAUUGACCUGGCAAAGGCCAAGGAGCUCCGGGCCAAGGCCGCUGCCAACGCAGAGCUCAUGGCACGCAUCGGGCGCCGGAAAUGACCACAGGGCUGGAGACUUAGGGACAUGCGGAACGAGGGUGGCAAAGGGGUGACGGGGAUAGUGGGAAACUGGGGCGCUGAUAUACAGAGCCCUGCCCAGUGAACAUGAGCUGCUUUGCUCUGGACAAUACUAAGCAAAAACGUAGCAGCCAGUAACACAGCUGGACUUGUACAGCCUGCAGGCAGGUACUCAGGAUCAAAGGGGAAGCGUGUUGAGAAAAGUGGAUAAUUCUACUGCCCUUGAAGCUGCAUGUUUUAAAAUGGGCUCUGUGCACGUUUCAUAAAACUCUAAUCUUUCUGUACUACUCUGGCACACACUUCAGGACAGGAGCAAGGGGCUCUUUAUUGGACUACUGUAUAAUAUAUAUAUAUUUACUGGUCCAUUAGUUAUUGAAUUAAACCUGUUACUCCAUGCAGUGUUGGGUAUCUUUUUAGUG